UGUAAAGUCGACGCGGAGAUGGACGUUUUGGUGAUUUCCACAAGAAGAUGGAAUUUCCAGAAUGUAAAUCACUUUGUUUUCAUAGUAACAGUCUAAAUGAAACUUUGAAAGCAGGGCUUGCUGGUUUAUAGAAAUCUUCAUCUAGGAUGAUAAAAGUGGGCCACUUUGGAUCUGUAAUUAGCAACUUUAAGAGUUUACAUGACGACAUCAUAUAUAUUUUAAUUCAAUCUAUGCAGCUAUCUAUAUAUACAUAUCUUACAAUAGUGUGCAAUAUAAGUAUAAUCAAUCAAACCAUUUGGAUACAUUUGUCGGCAUACUUUGUUCUACAGCACUGAUUUCUCUGUUUUUUUAUGUUUUGGAUGCGUAGAAAAGGGUCCAGAACGUCUUGGAUUUGUACUUCAGUUUUCCUCCUGGCAAAAUUAUCAGUAGGAGAGUUAAAUGGUACUGAUCGCUGACGACAGGGAUGGAGGAGCACCCUCUUCUGUAAAACUAACUCGGCAAAUUCAGCAAACAAAAAGUCAGGACAAUGUGAUGAUCGUUGCGGACGGGGAAGAUGAUUAUGGGGAGUAUGAUGAUUUUUCCCAGUUGCCCGAUACCUGCUGCAGUAUCGCCUCGGAUGAUUCGUUCUACCCGCCCGACGACCUUCUGCUGUCCAUUUCGGAUAAAGAGAAAGGGGAGACUCCGGAGAGCCCCGCGCCCCUCUCCCUUUUCCAAGCUUGUAGCACUAAUAACCCCCUCGUGCUUAAACUCAUGAUCACACGAGGAGUUACGGAAGAUCAAGUCAGGGAAACUGAUAAAAACAACCGGACUGGACUGAUGGUUGCCUGUUACCAUGGCUUUGUAGAAAUAGUGAUAACUCUUGCUCAAUGCCCCUAUAUUGAUGUGAACUGGCAAGACAGUGAAGGAAACACUGCUCUCAUAACUGCUUCCCAAGCAGGGCACAUAACUGUCUUGAACUACUUGCUGAACUACUACCCUGGCCUGGACAUUGAGAGGAGGAAUGUACACGGAUUCACACCACUGAUGAAAGCUGCAAUGCAGGGGAGAGCUGAGUGCGUCAGAACUUUAUUGUUAGCAGGUGCAGAUUUUCAAGCUACAGACCCUGGUCGGAAGCUGACACCCAGAGAAUGGGCGCUGUUCACUGGACGCUUCGAAACAGCCUCCCUGAUGCACCGCCUGAUGGUCAGGCCUUGCCCGGAACAGUUCUCUGCCUCUUACAAGCCUGAGUGGCCCAGCCUCAAGGAGCUAGUGGCCAAGGCAAGAGUGGAGAAGGGCUGCUUACAGAGGCUCUUGGAGAGAGUACGCUCUGCGUUCACCUUCAACUUACCCCACAACCCUGAGGAAAAUGGCGUCAUGGACCAUAUGGUUAGGAUGACAACAAGCCUGGGCAGCCCUUUUAUAGCAACAGCCUGCCAAACAGUGUGUCCUGACAGCCCGCCCUCUGUGGGCAAACAGCGUUAUGCUGUACAGGAGAUCCUGAGGAAGCAGCAGGCAGAACAGUUAAAGAACCAGGUCCCAGAGCGUCUCAACAACUCUAAGAAGCUCUUUCAGAACUCAAGAGUCUUGUUGGUUCCUAAAAAGAAAAACAAGAGGCCCAGCCUGCAGCCUAACAGUCUGCCUGCCAAUUCAGCAAUGACUGUGGCUGUGAGGCGCAGCAGCCUGCUGCCUCUGCACCUGCACCUGCUGAAGAAGAGGAGCGUGAGUCCCGGCAUUGUGGUGCCCAAAGUGAGAGUGUCCAAAGCACCUCCUCCCACUUAUGAGCCUGAGAAGGUGAGGAGAAAAGGCAGCUCUAAAGAUAACCAGUUCCUGCAGCCUCCCAAGUGGAGGUACAAAGAGCUAAAGGAGGAGCGGAAGAAGGCAGAAGAGGAGGAGAGGAAGAAAGCUGAGGCAACAAUUCGGAAACAUUUGGCUGCAGGGAAGAAGGUGUGACCUUUCUUGUCAGCCCUGGCUAUAAAGACAUUUUGUUGAAGAUUAGGUUUAACAGGUUAAGGACUUACUGCUAACCUAAUUCUAUUCUAGAAUGUUUCAAUGUUGCUUUGCAGUAUUUCUUACUUGGACUACUUUUAUAUUUAUUUUUUCCCUCAUUUAUGUCUUUUGAAGCUGAUUAUUAUUAUUAUUAUUAUUAUUAUUAUUAUUAUUUUAUUAUUAUUAUUAUUAUUAUUAUUAUUUGUUUAUUUAGUAGACGCCUUUAUCCAAGGCAACUUACAGAGACUAGGGUGUGUGAACUAUGCAUCAGCUGCAGAGUCACUUACAAAUACGUCUCACCUGAAAGACGGAGCACAAGGAGGUUAAGUGUCUUGCUCAGGAUCACACAAUGAGUCAGUGGCUGAGGUGAGAUUUGAACCGGGGACCUCCUGGUUACAAGCCCUUUUCUUUAACCACUGGACCACACAGCCAAUUAUCCACCAGUAUAUUUUGGGUAAAGGUGUUUGGAGGAGUUAACAAAAUGCUGUCUAAAGCUGCAAAAGUUGUGAUGUUUUAUUGAAGUUUCUAAAUACCGUAUUCCUUCAAAUUUAAGAUGCAGCCCAACUUUCACCCUUUUAAUGCAAAAACGACAUAUGGAGGCAGUUUGCAGCCGUCUGCUGUCACACAGAGCAUUACAGUUAGGUGCUGCUUUUCAUUUCUAGUUGUGAUUCUCAUCUGUUUUUCUCCCUUUUGUGAACUGUGGUAUUGCUUGGCAAGUAGAAAAAUACAGGAUUCUGAUUAGAACUGAGCCUGUCGCUGGUUCAGCUGUGCUGCUGCUGUGGUAAACAGGAAGGCCUGAUUGGCUGGGGAGGUGUGACCGGGGAGCCUUUACCUGUUUAAGAACGCAGCAGCGCCAGUUCGAGACUACUGCACCACGGCCAUAGUUACACAGAAGGGCGCUGAGCGAAAGCUUGCUUUGUUUACAUUGAAAAGGAGAGUGUCUGCUCCGCACAACAACUACUACAGAACCCUUCAACAGCCAGUCAGUCUGCUAGUCACAUCUUUUGUUGGCGAUUUUAAUACACGCAUCACUAAACUGUACUCAAAUUUAAGAUGCAGGCCAUUUUAAAGAAGAAAAAAAAGGUUUAAAAAGUCUUAAAUUGCUUAUGCUGACAGCAACAUUAUUUUACAAUAAAAAUGCAGGGUUUCUGAUUUAAUGGCAGAUCAAACAUUAGUAGAAAAAUGUUACACCUUUCCCUCUACUCAUGAUAUUAAAGAAAAAAACUGAGAGAAAAUAAAAAGAAAGGGCAGCACUGGUGUUCAUUGAUUCUUGUUGGUUCCACUGCUGCUUACUAAAAGGCUGUUUACUGUUCAGGAAAACAAUGUCUGGGGGUCACAAUGAGGAUUUUUUCCUCAAAGCCUGUAAGAAUGUUAGGGUUAUUGUGAAUAAUACACUUGCUGCUGACUGCACCUGAAAUGUUUGGUGUUGCUCUGGGUGUGAGAAUAAAGUUUCCAUAAAGGAGGCUGCUGCUAUUAAUCACAUGACCAAAGGCACAUUGACGUCUACGGUAAGAACCCACCCCCACCCCCCCAAUCGCUUUUUAUAUUUCAUAGAUUUUCUUAUGCAAUUGUUUUUUAAAAGUAUGUAUUUUUGCACAAUAACAAUAUAUAGCUGUACUAAUGUGUUUUAAGAAGGAACACACUAGAGCGAACCUGCAGAUGAUUUCAUCAUUAUUUAUUAUGGGGUCAGCCUGGUUUACAAAUCGCUUCAUCUGAUAACAUGUUUAAAGGUGAUCUUUCUAAGCCACAUUCAAACGACAUGUCAUGGUAAUCAGGAAUUAAUAGAUAUUUAGAUUUUUUUUUAUUAUUAUUAUUUUUUAAAGUGAAAAUAAAUUGCACAAAGCUAAACAGCUUUCAGCUAAUGAUUGUUUUUUUAGACAUUAAUAAUGAAUAGAAUCGGGAGAACAAAAUGGGGUUGUGCCAUUUUGGAUAGCUACUAAUAAAACAGCACAAAAUAUCUGGUUAAAACUGUAAAAAAAAAAAAUCUACAAAUUAAGCUGUAACACCAACUACACCUACUGUACAUGUGUCAGUAUAAAAAUGUUCACAGGUGCAUAUAAGGUAAACAGGCUGAUUUUCAAAGGUUUUUCUAAUAAUCUGCACCUUUUUUUCAAAAUAUUUGUAAAAAGGCCUAUAAGUGAUAAAAAAAAAAAAUUUGAUCACCUUUUUGUGUUUAUUAUGUUGUGUUGUCAAUACCCCACUCAAGAACUACAUAUUCAUCUAUUGGAAUGGGUGUGUGAUAUCCAGGUUAUGAUUAAACCUUGA
Acipenser ruthenus (sterlet) is the source of this 4230-nucleotide messenger RNA. RefSeq names its product ankyrin repeat domain-containing protein 33B-like. Gene Ontology annotation, molecular function: protein binding. The record is from RefSeq and is a predicted model, not a curated record. The transcript is spliced from 4 exons. Lineage: Eukaryota; Metazoa; Chordata; Actinopteri; Acipenseriformes; Acipenseridae. The coding region runs from base 439 to 1929 and encodes 496 amino acids.